Condylura cristata (star-nosed mole) is the source of this 2286-nucleotide messenger RNA. RefSeq names its product transmembrane and ubiquitin-like domain containing 2 (gene TMUB2). Gene Ontology annotation, molecular function: protein binding. Lineage: Eukaryota; Metazoa; Chordata; Mammalia; Eulipotyphla; Talpidae. The transcript is spliced from 3 exons. The coding region runs from base 462 to 1430 and encodes 322 amino acids. The record is from RefSeq and is a predicted model, not a curated record.
GUGGAUGGUUUUUGACCCCCUCACUCGACUCUACCCCUCACUGCCUGAGAGCUGGCUUGUGUACGACGGCCGGAUCCAGCCAGCGUCUCAGCUCGCUGGGCCCCUGAACCCCCCCAUCCAGCGCCGUGGGAAGAGGACCGCCCAAACGCGGAGCCUUCGCCUCAAACCAGGCAGGAUCGGGGACCCCUUCUCAUCGUGCAGUUAGGGUCCCUCAAAGGCUGAAGAGAGUAAAGGCCUCUGAGACCGGAGACCUGGGGGCCUGCCUGGCACCUGCCCAUGAAAGUUCCCUGUGUCUGUGCCAGUUUUUUCCGCCUGUGUUCGCUGUAGUUUCCACUUCUGUAAAUUGAGUUUAAUAACAUUUAGCAUUUUUUGCCAUGAGGGUUAGUUGUGGGAGUGAUUAAUAACUGCUACCAUUUAUUUAUUACAAUGUGCCAGGCAUUGUGCUAAGUAUUUUUGUUUCCAUGAUUUUCCGUCAUCUUCAAAACAACCUUAUGAGCGUGGAUCCAGUCAGCAGCCAGGCCAUGGAGCUCUCUGAUGUCACCCUCAUUGAGGGUGUGGGUAAUGAGGUGACUGUGGUGGCAGGUGUGGUGGUGCUGAUUCUGGCCUUGGUCCUAGCGUGGCUUUCUACCUACGUAGCAGACAGCGGUGGCAACCAGCUCCUGGGCACUAUUGUGUCAGCAGGCGACACAUCCGUCCUCCACCUGGGGCACGUGGACCAUCUGGUGGCGGGCCAAGGCACCCCAGAGCCAACCGAACACCCCCAUCCAUCAGAGGGUAAUGAUGAGAAGGCUGAAGAGGCUGGCGAAGGUGGGGGAGACUCCACAGGGGAGCCUGGAGCUGGGGGUGGUAUGGAACCCAGCCUUGAGCAUCUGCUUGACAUCCAAGGCCUGACCAAAAGACAAGCAGGCCCAGACAGCAGCAGUCCAGAGGCCCCCCUGAGAGCUGAGGAUAGUGCCUGCCUCCCUGCCAGCCCGGGCCUCAUCAAUGUGCGGCUCAAAUUCCUCAAUGACACCGAGGAGCUGGCUGUGGCCAGGCCAGAGGAUACUGUGGGUGCCCUGAAGAGUAAAUACUUCCCUGGACAAGAGAGCCAGAUGAAACUCAUCUACCAGGGCCGCCUGUUGCAAGACCCAGCCCGCACCCUGCGUUCUCUGAACAUUACCAACAACUGUGUGAUUCACUGCCACCGCUCACCCCCAGGCUCAGCUGUUCCAGGCCCCUCAGCCUCCCUGGCCCCCUCCUCAGCCACUGAGCCACCCAGCCUUGGCGUCAGUGUGGGCAGCCUCAUGGUGCCUGUGUUUGUGGUGCUCUUGGGUGUGGUCUGGUACUUCCGUAUCAAUUACCGUCAGUUCUUCACAGCACCUGCCACUGUCUCCCUGGUGGGGGUCACUGUCUUCUUCAGUUUCCUAGUAUUUGGGAUGUAUGGACGAUAAGAACAUAGGGAGAAAAUGAAAGGCAUGGUCUUCCUCCUCUGUGGCCUCCCCCCUUUCCCGGCCAGAGCUGGGCCUAAGGGCCUCGGAGGGGAGGGUGGAACGGAUGUAGGGGUCUUCCUCUGCAGGACACAGGAGGCAGGUAUGGGCCUCCCUUUCAUGUCCACAAGGGUACAGACACCUGUGCAAGCACAACUCAGGUAGAAAUGAGGGUGUCACCUUCUUUCACUUUUACGGUCCAGAAGUUCAGAAAUGAGCUGAUGGCCUGGCUCAGUGGGGAACCUGGGGUCUAAGGGUUCCCUCCCAGCUGUGGCCCUAGCUCUUCCCAUUGCCCGCAUGUCUGCGCCUCAGCACCCAGGGCCCCCUGCCAGGGCAGCUCAGCAUGGCCCCGGCAUCCUUCCGUAGGGAGCCCAGAGUACCCAUCUUUUGAAACUAAAGUCAGACAGGAAUGAAGAUUGUGUUGGCUUUCCCUGCAGGCACCUAGCUGCCUCUAUCUUCUCCCGCCACCCCUGUAGCAGGAAUAGGGUGUUCUCCAUGUUCUGGACAGUUUCCAGUGUUCUUUUUUUCAAAGCACUUUGCUUGUAUUUUCUUUUUUUAAUAGUCCUUUCUAGAACUCAGUCAGGAAGGGGAUUGGGGGCACAAAGCCAAGCCCCCAGCAUUGGAAGAGGCCGGGCCACAGCUGCUGCUACCCCAGGGCUAAGGCUGUAAGCAAGAGACAGCUCUGGCCCUCAGCCAGCGUCCUACCCUUCCCAGCUCCAAGGACGAGUUCUGGGUAUAUAGGCCGGGUCCCAGGCCCUGUCUCGGGGGCUCUCCGAUGGAGGGCCAGUGUCUGUAACUGAAUAAAGUUCCAUUUUGUGGC